GUACAAAACGGGGCGCAGAACUUUAAAGUUUUCGGUUAUUAUAAAACGAUAAGUAUCAUUUCGCCGCAUUGUCGCCGAACAGUGAACUAAUAACAGAAGAAAUUGCUGGAGAUUGCUGUUAGUUUUCUGAAGAAUGGGGUCCUUUACAAGCCGUGAUGUUCCUCCGACGGACAAUCAGGCCUCUACGAGUGAUGGCUACGAAGAUGAAGAUCCUCCGACAGACGAAGAAACGGUUAACUCUGCCAGGCAUGAUGACUAUGAAGAGCGUGUUUCUCCGACCUACAAUGAGGUUGUCGGCAAUUUCCCUGAGACUGCAGACCUGUUACUGCCAAGGCAUAACCCAUUGGAGCAUAAGAACUGGGAAAAUCUUCGCAGGGAGGAUGAGAAGAAUUGGAAAAGAACGCGACCGAAAGGAGAAAAUGAGAACGAAAGAGAGAAUUCACAAAAUACCAAUGUCAAAGUUCAAGCUCCAAGCUCGGCCAUGUCGCGAUCGUAAUCA
Orbicella faveolata is the source of this 499-nucleotide messenger RNA. RefSeq lists its product as uncharacterized. NCBI's taxonomy places the organism in Eukaryota, Metazoa, Cnidaria, Anthozoa, Scleractinia, Merulinidae. The record is from RefSeq and is a predicted model, not a curated record.